This is a messenger RNA of Racocetra persica, 194 nucleotides long. Lineage: Eukaryota; Fungi; Glomeromycota; Glomeromycetes; Diversisporales; Gigasporaceae. The record is from the annotation of a GenBank genome assembly.
AAAUACUCAAACAAUCAUUUGCACCUCAGCUAGAUCAAGAAGAAACAAAAAGAUCAUAUCUUGAUUUAAUCUAUGGCAAUUCAUCUGAUGAUAAUAAUACCAAUAAUAGUUCAAGUUCAAUUAGUAAUGAUGAUAAUAUACUUCAUAGUGGAGUUCGUCGAUAUUGGCAAUAUGCUUAUAGGCAAUUUCACUGA